AUGGGAAAAGGAUGGGCGAUCGCUCUUCACGGUGGAGCCGGAGACAUUCCCUUGAUGCUACCUCCUGAGAAGAGGAUCCCAAGAGAGGAAGCCCUCCGCCGCUGCCUUGAUCUUGGCAUUGCCGCUCUCAAUGACAACAAGCCCCCACUCGAUGUUGUCGAGCUUGUCGUUCGUGAAUUAGAAAACUGUCCACACUUCAAUGCAGGCAGAGGUUCAGUAUUGACUUAUGCUGGUACAGUUGAAAUGGAAGCAUGCAUUAUGGAUGGUAAAACAAAAAUGUGUGGAGCUGUCUCUGGCCUUUCUACAGUUGUUAAUGCCGUAUCCCUUGCUCGACUUGUGAUGGAGAAAACCCAACAUAUUUACCUAGGAUUUGAUGGUGCCGAGGCUUUUGCAAGGGAACAAGGUGUUGAAACUGUAGAUACAUGUCAUUUCAUAACAUCCGAAAAUGUGGAAAGACUAAGAAGAGCGAAGGAAGCCAACCAAGUGCAGGAGCAUCAAGCAGUAGAAAGACAGCAGCUCUCCACAAGGCAACCUUAGAUCUGGGACUGAAGGAGUUGGC
Asparagus officinalis (garden asparagus) is the source of this 559-nucleotide messenger RNA. RefSeq names its product isoaspartyl peptidase/L-asparaginase 1-like. The record is from RefSeq and is a predicted model, not a curated record. The transcript is spliced from 4 exons. Lineage: Eukaryota; Viridiplantae; Streptophyta; Magnoliopsida; Asparagales; Asparagaceae. Gene Ontology annotation, molecular function: hydrolase activity. The coding region runs from base 1 to 537 and encodes 178 amino acids.